AUGAUAAGAUCUCAAAAAUUUCCGUAUAUAAGAGGAGGAAUUCGAGAAGAGAAGUCAGUUCUGAAUAUUCCAUUCACUCAAUCAGAGAAGAAGUCGAACGAACAAUCGAUGAACUCUUCGAUUGGAAUUGCACUCCUUCUCCUCUUCGCUUCUGCGCAACCCGUCGCUGGUGUUAAACGAAACAACCCCAAUGUGCUGGACAUCCGUGAGCAGAUCAACGAGCUCAACAAGGCCAGACUUGAAGUGGCGAAACGAAAUGAAAUAGCCAACAUGCAAGAGGUGACUUUCGACCCAACUUUGGAGAUUAAAGUUAAAAAAAUGACUUGCGACGAGUUGACGUCUCCCGGCCCGGACUAUGUCGUUGUCGGUUUUCUUGAGAUAGUUAGCGCUGCAAUAGCAUUGAAAUCGAAAACAGAGGGAGUAGAUCUCAUGAAAUCACCACUGUUCUACCCGCUUCAAACCAAGAUUGCAUGCACUAACCUCGCGACAAAGUGCGAUGGCAGAACAGCCAUGUGUCUCAUGGGACCCAAAAACUCCCCAGUUAAAGAGUCGGAUAUCAAGCGUGUAAGUAAUGAACUCUUAUUUAUAAAUGACCCGUUGCAAGUGGAAAAACAAAACAGCACGCCAUUUCCAUUUCCAAAAAAUAAUUUAUUUAUUCAAUUCAAAAUCUAUGCCAUGAUAAGGGUAAAAGCAAGAGAAACGAUAGCCAUUGGCGUGGAUGCAGAUGAAACACCACCUCCCAUACACAAUCCACUGGCACCAUUUCCACCAGAGCAUCCAGUUCCAGGGGAUCCUUUCUCGAUUUCCGACUUUUUAAGUGGGGAGUUUCUGGAAAUAUAUGUGGAUUGGCGGAUAGUAACAACUCGAUGGAACACAGUUGACUGCUCCAAUAAACUCACUUGGGUCCCAUGA
Caenorhabditis remanei is the source of this 912-nucleotide messenger RNA. RefSeq lists its product as uncharacterized. The transcript is spliced from 3 exons. Lineage: Eukaryota; Metazoa; Nematoda; Chromadorea; Rhabditida; Rhabditidae. The record is from RefSeq and is a predicted model, not a curated record. Bases 1 to 912 code for a protein of 303 amino acids.